Molecule: messenger RNA, 2670 nt
Organism: Prunus armeniaca (apricot)
Lineage: Eukaryota; Viridiplantae; Streptophyta; Magnoliopsida; Rosales; Rosaceae
Source: the annotation of a GenBank genome assembly
AUGGCUUGUAAAGCUAAGCUUAUGAUUCCUGAGGAUGAUAAGUAUCAAGGAAAGGUGUUAGCCCUUUCACACCCAAGGACCGCCAUUACAACAAUAAAGGCGAAGUUCAGUAGGCAGCAAUUACAGAGGUUCGAGGGUAGUUGUUUUGGUCAUCUAUUACUGAUAGAGGACCUAAACUGGACAGCACAAAUUUUCCACGGGUUGUUGAUGAGGAAGGCUCAUCCUAAGAGUGUUAAACAGGUGAAUGGGAUAAAAUUCAUUGUGGGUAACAAGUUGAUACAAUUCACUGCCCAACACUUUUGCCUCAUCACGGGGCUAAGGUUUGGAAAGCUCCCUUUCAUUCCGAAGGUGACAAAUGAAAACUGCUCGUUGAAGCGAAAAUACUUCAGCACCAAUAAACCUGCCACUGUUUCAGACCUACACAAUGCCUUCAUCGAUUGCAUAGAUGAUGAGGAUGUGGUAAAGCUUGGAAUGGUAUAUUUUGCCGUUUUUGUGCUAUUGGGUACUGAAAAGCACGUGAACAUUGACAUGCGCUAUUUGAAGUUGGCCGAAGACCUAGAAGAGUUUGACAAGUAUCCAUGGGGGGCCGUGUCGUAUGCGAUGACAAACAAUUCACUUUUAAGGGCAAUCUGUUCAGAUUACCAACGAGUUAAAGUGCCCCAAAAAAGGAAAAUAACCAAAAAAAGUGGAACAAGAGCACAUACAAGAAUGCCAAGUGCUAGACCGAGAGAGUACACCAUAAAGGGGUUUGGCUUCGCUCUUCAGAUUUGGGCAUUUGAAGUCUUCCCAGCAUUGGAAGCAUUGCAUUUCGUGGUGCAUGAAGACAAUAGGCACAUCCCCCGAAUAUUACAUUGGAGGACCAACACGGUGGCCCGUUUUCGCGACCUCAUGAGUCAAGUUUAUGAAAAUGUUGAGGUUGAUGUGCAACUUCACCAGCCCACUGAUAUUGAGAAGAAACAACCUUACUGGAGUUGGGGUGAUGCUGAGAACAAUGAAGAAAUUGUUGAAUUGUUUGGGGAUGAGGCCGAACAAAAUACCAGCAGUUCCAACGAAGCAGCAAACAAGGAAGUUGAGGACACAGUACCCUUCCCUCAUCUUCUAAGUAAGGAUGAGUUGGCAAAGCUACGCACUUCAAAUCGAGGCCCUAGGAAUAGAGUGCGUGAGUUGGAAGGGAUUGUAGACAAGAAUUAUUUGAAGCAAGAGGACUGUGAAAAAAAUAAAAAGGCUAUUCGCGAUUUGACCCGCACAAUUGCUUCAAUCGAACACUAUUUAAAGAUGGAGAUGAAGGACCUAAAAAAACAAUAUGGUGGAGAAGCAGAUGAGGAAGUGUCUACUCCUCAUAUGAAUGAAAGAGGGCAGAAUGAUAUGUCACGCUUAAAUGAACCUAUUAGUCCGACUACAACAGAGGCUGAACUGGAAGCAGAAGUCUAUGGUGAUGGAGUGGAAGCGUUCCCAGCCAUGCAUACACAAGGGGCUCAAACGGAAGCAGAAGUCAACGGUGAUGAAGUGGAAACCUUCCCAGCCAUGCAUACAGAAGGGGCUGAAAUGGAACAAGAAGUACCCGGUGAUAGAGUGGGAGCCUUCCCAGCCAUGGAAGUUGAAGGCACUAAAAUUGAGACUUCAGUUGGGGACAAACAAGUGCAGCAACAACCUGACAAGGUUCCUACUUCUGAAGAUGUGAAGGAUUGGAAGAAGACAGAAAUAGAGGCGGUGGGAGGCAAGCUGAGGGCUCGCAAGAAAACCAAGUUAACUGUGGCUAGUGAUGAAGGGAACAAAAAAGUUACAGCCACGGUUCAGAAACAAGAUGCGGGGGGCAAAGGGUGCAGAGUGCAACAGCCAACGACAACAUUGUUGAGUCCAUUCACCGAUCCCUACAGGAAAAAGAGGACGCUUACUGAUUUAGAUGCACCGAUACCCGAAGCUCGUUUUGAUCCAAGAAAACUCAUGGCCAUGGACGAUGUGAAUGCAGUAAUACAAGUUUGCAGGGCUUGGCAAAGUGACAUCAAUGCGGAGCUCGAGCUCGAACCAUUUGUAGUUGGGACAAAUUUUUUUUACAAACUUGUAGAUGAAACUGCAUGGAUGAGUUCAAGACCGUUGACAAAGCCUCGUACGAAACGAGUUACGACGACACAAGCUGCUUCAAGGACCGUUGACCCGCCACCUAACUACGUCAGAAAUAUACAGCACUUUGUCGACGGUACCUGGCAACAUGGGUAUGCGCAAGCUUGGACAAAACUGCGCAAGGUCUAUGUCCCAUAUAAUGUUCGACAGUGCCAUUGGGUGGCUGUAGAAAUCGACCUUGUCCGACAUACUGUCACUGUGUAUGACUCAUAUACUGCUUUUACCUCCAACACGAUGCUUGGUAGAUAUAUGGAGCCUAUUACCCAUAUGCUUGCACAGGUGCUUUACGAAAUGCGAUUUUAUGAGAAAUCAGAGGUUGAAGCGGUAAACAAAAAGGGGAUUGACAUGUCCAAGUUUACUCCUUUCUCAAUUUGCAGAAUUCCAGAUGUUCCUCAACAAACUGAUGGUACCUCACGCGGCAUUAUGACAAUCAAAUUCAUUGAGUAUCUAAGUGCCGGCAUUCCUUUUCAUACCAUUGACCCUUCCAAGUUUGGGUACUACCGAUUGAAGCUUGCAAUCGAGGCGUUCAGGGGGGAAGCCGGUGUAUGA